Molecule: messenger RNA, 1095 nt
Organism: Fonsecaea multimorphosa CBS 102226
Lineage: Eukaryota; Fungi; Ascomycota; Eurotiomycetes; Chaetothyriales; Herpotrichiellaceae
Exons: 4
Coding region: 1-1095 (364 amino acids)
Molecular function (GO): oxidoreductase activity
Source: RefSeq, a predicted model, not a curated record
AUGCCCAAGGCAGUUUCUAUAUCCCAAACUCCCGGCAAGCCAGGCCAGGUAUACUACCCACUUCGACUUGACGAGGUGAAUAGGCCAAAUCCAAGGGCGAAUGAGCUCGUCAUCAAACUACACGCUGCCGCCCUUAACCACCGCGACCUCUUUAUCCGGCAGCAUCUAUAUCCAGCCAUCGCCUUUGGCACACCGCUGCUCGCUGACGGCUGUGGCAGAGUGGUUGCUGUUGGCUCCGCUGCCGAUCCCUCUUGGCUUAACAAACGCGUCGUGCUUAACCCCGGGACGGGCUGGAAGGACUCUCCAGAUGGGCCGGAAGCUCAAGAUGGGUACAGGUUAAUGGGCGGAACCAGGAGCAAUGGAGUCGGCACGUUGCAGGAGUUUUGUGUGAUUGAUCAGGAUGAGGUUGAAGAGGCACCGCCACAUCUUACAGAGGUGGAAUGUGCUGCGAUACCAUUGGCAGGUCUUACGGCAUGGCGAGCAGUGAUGGUCAAGUGCGGGGCACGAAAUCUGGGGCCUGGGAAGAAUCUGCUGAUCACAGGCAUUGGUGGAGGUGUUGCGUUAAUGGCAUUGAUGUUCGUCGCGGCCACCGGUGCCAAUGCGUGGGUGACAAGCGGUAACCGGGCCAAGAUAGAUAAGGCCAUAGAUCUGGGAGCGAAAGGUGGCGUGAAUUACAAGGACAAGGGAUGGGAGAAAAGAAUGCUGGACAUGUUGCCAAAGGAAGCCAAGAGGUUCGAUGCAAUUGUUGAUGGUGCUGGAGGAAGUAUCAUUGAGGUGGCGCCAAAAUUGCUCAAGGAUGGAGGCAUUGUAUCCGUAUAUGGCAUGACAACGGGCCCGAAAAUGCCGUUCACAAUGCAGGCGGUGCUGAAGAACAUUGAAGUCAAGGGCUCCACGGCGGGCAAUCGCAAGGAAUUUACGGAUAUGAUAAAUUUCGUCAAGGAGAAGCGAUCAAAGCCAGUUGUGAGUCGAGUGGUUAGGGGGAUUCAGGAUUUGGAGGGGAUCAAUAGUCUGUUUGAGGACAUGAAGCAAGGGAAGCAGCUGGGAAAACUGGUGGUCGAGAUCGAGGGGGAAAGGGAAAAAGGAAGUAAGCUGUAA